Messenger RNA from Sinocyclocheilus grahami, 1394 nucleotides. RefSeq names its product transmembrane emp24 domain-containing protein 10-like. The record is from RefSeq and is a predicted model, not a curated record. The coding region runs from base 70 to 699 and encodes 209 amino acids. NCBI's taxonomy places the organism in Eukaryota, Metazoa, Chordata, Actinopteri, Cypriniformes, Cyprinidae. The transcript is spliced from 5 exons.
GCAGAGUCAGUGCGCAUGCGCAGUGCGCAGCUCGACCCGGGCCUGCAGUAGUGGAGCGAUCAGCUGGUCAUGGCGCGGUACCGUGUGCUCUUGCUCUCGCUCUCACUGUCGUUUGUGGUUCAGUCCGUCGUGUCGAUCUCAUUCUACCUGCCGGUGCGCGGCAGAAAGUGUCUACGGGAGGAGAUCCAUAAAGACGUGCUCGUUACCGGAGAAUACGAGAUCAUCGAGCAGCCGAACACGAAAUCCAACCUGAAGAUCACAGACUCCUCCGGACACAUCCUCUAUGUGAAAGAAGAUGCAACCAAAGGCAAGUUUGCCUUCACCACAGAGGACUAUGACAUGUUUGAGGUGUGCUUCGAGAGCAAGUCACCUAUGGGAACUGGAAGAGUUCCUGACCAUCAGAUCAACUUGGACAUGAAGCACGGUGUUGAGGCCAAAAAUUAUGAAGAGAUUGCCAAGGUCGAAAAACUGAAGCCCCUGGAAGUAGAACUCCGUCGGUUGGAAGAUCUUUCAGAGUCUAUUGUCAAUGACUUUGCCUACAUGAAGAAGAGAGAGGAGGAGAUGAGAGAUACUAAUGAGUCCACUAACACACGCGUGCUGUACUUCAGCAUCUUCUCCAUGUGCUGUCUGAUCGGUCUGGCCACGUGGCAGGUCUUCUACCUGCGCCGCUUCUUCAAGGCCAAGAAGCUCAUUGAGUAAACUCUGCCUGAACAAUCAGGGACCCAGAACUUCUUCCUGACAUCAGAAUCUCCGGCCCCUGACAUUUUGCUUUGCCUCGGCGAUUCAUUCCGGUCGCUGCGGGUGGCCUGAAGUUUAUCGGGAGUGGAUGUGCAUCAGGGAAUCCUCUGGGAAGCGAUUGAUGCUUGGCGGCCAAAUUGUCUUUCAGUGCGUGUACAUUUUUGAUACAUGCUUGUUCCGUAUCAUUUGGAAAAAUCACCCAGGUUUUCAAAAAAAUUUUUUGCUUUAUUUUCUUGUAUUUAUACUAAAUGACAGCAGAAGCCCCUAUAACUGAUAAAAGAUAUGCUCCUGUGAGAGAAACUUUGUGGUCAUUGAAUGUGUGUGUGUGUUAAUAAUUACAGUAAUCUGUUCCGCCUAUUAUUUGGAAAGAUGGAAUGAUUGUUUCUCAUGAACAGAGUGAUGUGUUUAGCUGUCUAUAUUAUUUCUCUAAAGACUUAUGUUUGGUAAUGCAAAGCCAUUUUAUCAAAAUGAAGUCCCACUCACUGCAAGGGAAGAGAGAGCGAUCGCACACCAGAGCUACACGCUGUCAUAUAUCAUUCUGACUUUGAGAAAUGUACUAAUUUUUAAGCAGUUUUAUUUUGUGGGGCAGAAUCUCUUUUUAGUUUGCUUAUUAUGGGAAAGUGUGAGUUCAUCUGUGAUUAAAAUCUUUAUUUGUU